Ictidomys tridecemlineatus (thirteen-lined ground squirrel) is the source of this 3574-nucleotide messenger RNA. NCBI's taxonomy places the organism in Eukaryota, Metazoa, Chordata, Mammalia, Rodentia, Sciuridae. The record is from RefSeq and is a predicted model, not a curated record.
AUGGCAGGAGACCCUUCAGUAGCAUUCAUGCAGGAACUACUACCACAGCACCUGAAACAUCAUGCUGAACAACUGAUCUGGUGGCUGAGAGCUGAAUCUGUCUCAUCGAUUUUUUUUUUUAUCAACCUCUUGCUUCCUACAGGAAACUUCCAAAAUUCUUCUUUACUUGGAACUGCAAAUUCUCUGCAGCUCUCUCUUCCUGUGGUGAGCAAUUCAGCUUCUCUGACAGGAAGUGUCUGCGACUUCUCCAGAGUCUCUGCUCCAGCUGCCAGUUCAGCAUGGCUACUGCCCUCAACCUCUGGCACCUCCUUCCAGCCUCUCAUGGGCAGUGCCUACCUUUAUCAGCAUUCUAGUACAGCCAUGGUGUCUGGGGUUACUGGUCAGAACCAGAUCCCCACAGCACCUGCCUCCUAUCCAAGCAUUUUUGAGUGGAAUGUUACAGGAGGUACUGAAAAGAAGUCAUCUUCACUUGGGGACUUUACCCUGACUGUCAUUGAUCAGGACCCAGCAGGUUCCUCCAUGUCUAUGACAGCCCAAUAUGAUAAAACUUCAGAUGCCAAUACUAUCGUCCCCAUGUAUCCAUCACUGUCUGGCAGGCUUGUCCAGGCAACACCAUUUCAGAUUCCAAAUCAGGGACAGAGUCUGUCACUUCCCUACCAAGAAGGAAGCCAAGUCUACUAUUAUGAUCAAAACACUCUGGGGACUCUGCUCUCUGGAGAACUUGGCCCCUGCCUGCAAUCCUAUGGUUCUGUGCCAUAUGCAGGAGGUAGGGCCACUGCCUCUCAACCAGAAAUGGUGAUGGUGCUGAAGGAGGUUCAGCCCACAAAUGUCCUACCAUCAGUCUCUACCCCGGGGAUCUAUUACUCUGUGUCUGCUCAACCUAUCACAGAAACAAAUAGUCAAGUAAUGGAAACUUCCCUAGGGAUGGAGGCUUCCUUGGGAUUGCAACCUCCAAGUCAGACAUUUUGUCUGCCGCCACCUCCAGAAAUCCCCAACUCCUGCAGCAGCAGAAAUAUCCAAAUACUUGAGAGUAAUCCACCAACUGAACUUGGGGACAUAUCAAUUACUCCAAUCCAGAGUUCUUCUGAUUUCUUGAAUCUUCCUCCAACUCCAAGAGAGGAGCAAAUGGAGAGUAAGAAUUUGGAUGAAAUUAACAACAUGCUUUCAAAGCCUCUGGAUGCCUACCAGAUUGCAAUAGAAAACCAGGAUCCUCCACUACUUCCAUUAGAAAUUCCUGAUAUCCACCAGCUUCUGGCCUCCAUUGGUCCUCUGGACCAAGAGGAGAUGCCACUUUGUGAAAAUAUCAAUCUGGAAAACCAAAGUCUGAGUCUUCAGGACCAGGGGUCACUUGAAAAUGAGAUUGACUUUAGCAGCGAUUUUCCAGACCUCGCUGCACUGGUGGACGAUAUUCACCUUCCGGAGCUCUUCAGUUGCUUGAAAGACCUUGAUCCACCUGAGAGUCCCACAAUAAUACAAUCUAAUGAUAUAGGAGCCAUCAUGAUGAAUAAGGGGCAAGAAAUCUCAAACAUCAAAGAGGGUCCUGGAGAACCAGUGAGGAAGAACAAACACAAAGCCUCGGAGCCUCCUGAUGGAACUCCUCAGGCCAAGAUCCAGUCGAGGAACCCAGAGUGCCCAUUAGAGGGAGAAGUUACUUGCAGUGAUGCAGUCAAUAAUAGGUCUCCUGUGCACACCACCCAGCCCUCUAAUGGCAAAUCUCAGAAAGCCGCAUCCAAUAGGAACAGCAGAGCUAAGGGCCACGGGCAGGAGAAAAACAAAAGGAGCAGAGAAAACAGCUCCAAGAAAGCCGAAGAGAGGAAGCAGGCAGGCAAAACACUCAAGGCAGAAGAGAAGCCUACUGCUCCUAAGACAAAGCGGAAGAGGAACCAACCUGAGCUUUGCCAAGAAACCUUCAAAAAGCCUCGGAGCUGUCUCGGCAUGCACAUGCUGGAGUCGGUGCAGGUUUUCCAUGCACUGGGGAAGAAGAAUGAUAAGAAAACUGGGAUCUCUUCCUCCCGGGCCCUGGGCAACUCAGGCAGUACCAAAGACCCCCGUCCAUGCCCAGCUAUGAAACCAUGGCUGGAGGUUAAAGAUCCUGAGAAAACACAAGUUAAAUCCCAGAAACCAGAUGUCGGUGCUGAAAAAGGGUGUCCAUCUUCUUCCCAGUAUGAGCUUCCACCACCUGGGAAGGUUAAAUUGGUACCUCUGCCUUUUCUUACCCCAGAGAAACCUCAACCUCGACCUGCCUAUCGGAGGCCACAGUCUCUGGCCUCACGAAAACCCAAUGUGGCUUACCCUGCUCAGCCUGCUUCUACUAGCUUGGCUCAACCCACGGCAGUCAACCAAUCCCAACCAGCUACUGCCAACCCAUCUUGGAUGCGUCCAGCCAAGCCAGCUCAGCCAGUUUUAAACAGUGCAAUUCAGUCAAGUUUUACCACUGCUACCCAGCCUAGUGUCCCUCCGUCUGCUGCUUCUAGGCCUGCACCCUACAAAACAUCAUCUUGUACUUCUCUCCAGCGGGACCCUGCUUCCACUGUAGUGACCAAGCCCCAACCACUACCAUACAAGCCUCAAAACCAGUAUCUACUCCAAGACUUCGCCUUACAACCAAUUCCAUGGAGGAAACCCAAUGUUCCUGAGCCAGUAAUGUCAACUCCCAUCACAGAAGAGCAGAGGCCAGAGCGGGAAACCAUGAAGAAGAAGGCUCAACAAGAGCGUGAGAAUGCUGCCAAGUACACUGCUUUGGGGAAAGUUCAGUAUUUCAUUGAGAGGGAAAGAGAGAUGGAUAUUUCUCGCUACUAUGGUUAUAUAUAAUAUAAGGGCUCAUUAGAUUGAUGGUGCCAUUUAGGUACCAAAGUUUUACACAUAUAGAUAGAUAGAUAGAUGAUAGAUUAUUUAUUCUCAUAUGUUUUCAAAUUUUAAUAAAAUUAAAGAAAUAUAAUAAAGUUUACUAAUAUAUAAGUAAUAAGCCUUCUGGUACCACUGAGAAUUCAUGGAUAAUAAAGAGGCCUUCUAGUACCAGAUAGGUACCAAACAGUGUUCUACAUAUAUACAUUUAUACAUAGAUAUGAAUUCAUUCAUUCUGACAUAAUUUCAGAAUGUGACAAAGUUGAAUAAAUAAAUAGAAUUGAUUAAUGGGUAAGUAAUAAACAGGAUUUCAGAUACCAUUUGAAUACCAAAUAGUUUUCCACACAUAUAUAUAGAUGGAUACAAAUUUAUUCACUUAUCAGUGAAUUUUUGACACUUAGUAAAGUUGAACGAAGAAAUGAAAUAGAAUUGUUUAAUAUAUAAGUAAUAAAGAGGCCUUCCAGUACCACUGGGGCACCACAUAGUUUUCCACAUAUAUGUAGAUAUAGGUAAGUACAAAUUUAUUCAUUCGGACAUAUUUUCAAAACAAUAAGAUUGAAUAAAGAAAUAUAUUAGAAAUUGGUUCAUAGAUAAUAAGGAGGUCUUCUACUAUCUCUUGAGUAUCAAAUGUUUUUCCACAUAGAUAAAAAUUUAUUCAUUUUAAUAUAUUUUUAAAAAUGUAACAGCAUUGAAUUAAAAAUGUAAUAAAAUUGAUUAAAAAAUAAUUAAU